UGAAAGCAGACAGAGAGAGAGGCGGUGUAUUUCUUCCCCUCUUGGUCCCUCCUCUCCUCUACCAUAGUACUCCUCCUCACGCCGCGGUUGGUCUCUUCUCGCACCCCGAACAGGAUGACUCACAACAACCUUCACUUCACCCUCACCUUCAUUUAACCCAGCCGGUGUGUACCCACACACACACUCGUCCCAUUUCUACACCCAUUCCUCGCUGAAGCGGCGGCAGCGUGAUGCCCGACACGGCGACGGCCAAUGCUGCAUCCCCCGCGAGCAGCAGCGACAGCGAGAGCUCGCGGCACAGACACCGGGCGCAGGGAGACCCGGAGCGGCCAGAGCAGCAGCAGCACAGCGCUGCCCCGCAGCCCACAUCAGCGGGCAUUUUGGAUAAAUUAUUUGGGAAGCGGCUGCUGCAGGCUGGAAGACACAUCAUGUCCCAUAAAUCCUGGAUGAAGACGGUGCCCACAGAGAACUGUGAUGUCCUUAUGACAUUUCCAGACACCACAGAUGACCACACGCUGCUCUGGCUUCUGAACCACAUACGGCUCGGCGUCCCAGAGCUCAUUAUUCAGAUCCGACAUCACAAACACACCAGAAUGUACGCCUUCUUCGUCACGGCCACAUACGAAAAUCUUUUACGAGGGGCUGAAGAGAUGGGGCUGAAGAAAGCGGUGAAGCCGGAGUUUGGUGGCGGCUCUCGCAGUUUCUCCUGUGAGGAAGAUUACAUCUAUGAGAACAUUGAGAGUGAACUCUGUUUCUUCACCUCACAGGAACGUCAAAGCAUAAUCAAAUACUGGCUGGACAAUCUCAGAGCUAAACACGGGGAGGCCCUUCACAACAUCCACUUCCUGGAAGGACAGCCAAUCAUUCCUGAGCUGAGGGCGCGAGGUGUGAUCCAGCAAGUCUUCCCGCUUCAUGAGCAGAGGAUUCUGGGACAGCUGAUGAAGUCAUGGGUGCAGGCCGUGUGUGAAAAACAGCCACUGGAUGAUAUUUGUGAUUACUUUGGAGUGAAGAUUGCCAUGUACUUCGCCUGGCUGGGUUUCUACACCACUUCCAUGUUGUAUCCAGCCGUCAUUGGCUUUGUAUUGUGGAUGCUCACAGAAUCAGAUCAGACCAGCAGGGAUAUCUGUUGUGUGGUGUUUGCUCUCUUUAAUGUGGUGUGGGCCACCUUGUUCUUGGAGCGCUGGAAACGCAGAGGGGCGGAGCUCGCCUAUAAGUGGGGUACACUGGACACCCCAUCUGAGUCACUGGAGGAGCCCAGACCCCAGUUCAGGGGUGUAAAGCGCUGCAGCCCAGUGACGGGCUGUGAAGAGUUUUAUUACCCAUCGUGGAGGAGGAGGGUGUUCAGAUGGCUGGUCAGCGUUCCUGUCUGUAUAUUAUGCCUUUGCUUUGUAUUCCUGGCCAUGCUUGUCUGCUUUGAGCUUCAGGAAUUUGUGAUGGGGGUUAAGGAGCUUCCACGUGUAGCAAGAUUCAUCCCUAAAAUCAUGCUGGCCAUCACUGUGACGGCGUGCGAUGAGGUGUACAGAAAGAUCGCCUGCUGGCUAAAUGACAUGGAAAACUACAGACUCCAGAGUGCCUAUGAGAAAAAUCUCAUCAUCAAAAUGGUCCUGUUUCAGUUUGUCAACUCUUAUCUCAGCCUUUUCUAUAUUGGAUUCUACCUCAAAGACAUGGAGCGUCUGAAAGAGAUGCUGGCCACACUGCUGAUAAUCCGGCAGUUUGUGCAGAACAUGAAGGAAGUCCUGCAGCCCUACCUGGCCGAGCGGCACCGACUGGGGGAGCUCACGCUGAGGGCCGUUUGGGAGCUGCUGGUGUCUGCGCUGCUCAAGUACGGGCGGCUUGCAGCAGGACGAGCACAAGUGUGGCCCAGUGACCCCACCGUGAUGGGUGAGGAGAGACGGGAACGCAAGUGUCUGAACGGUGGCUGCGGCGUCCCGGAUGAGGAUGUGGACGAGGAGCCUGGGGAGAGGCACGGCGAAGAAGAUAACGAAUCGGAGAGCCUCAUGGACUGCGGCCUGAAGCUACGGAAGGUCAGUUUCAUUGAGCGUAAGUCUGCUAGCACCGUCAGCCCGGUGCACGACAGCUUCCUGGAGGAGGGGAGCCCCACCAUGAUGGAGAGGGGCAUGGAUCCCACCUCAGUUUUCGAGAUGUGUGAUGAUGAUGAUGAUGAUGAUGAAAACGGGGUUGCGGAGCAGACAGCCGAGCCGCUGCCAGCGGGAGUGGAGAACAACACGUCAGUCAGGCUCAGGAAGAGGGGGCGGGGCUUAGAGAGGGCUGACAGUAAGACCAAGAGAGAUUCGUGGAUGGAUCCUCCCGAGGAGCAGGAAACCAGCACCACGUUAACACAGGCCGAGAUGGAGAGCUGCAUGCAGACAUACCAGGACACUUUCCAGGACUACCAGGAGAUGUUUGUUCAGUUUGGAUAUGUGGUGCUCUUUUCCUCUGCCUUUCCAUUGGCCGCCAUGUGUGCCCUGAUUAACAAUAUCAUUGAGAUCCGGAGCGACGCGUUUAAACUGUGCACCAGCGCACAGAGACCGUUCAGCCUGAGGGUGGGGAGCAUCGGGCAAUGGCAGACAGUGAUGGAAGCCAUGGGUCUGGUUGCCAUCAUAGUGAACUGCUAUCUGAUUGGUCAGUGUGGGCAGCUACAGAGACUGUUUCCCUGGCUCAGUCCUGAGAUGGCCAUCAUCUCCAUCGUCAUCCUAGAGCACUUUGCAGUACUACUGAAGUAUAUAAUUCAUGUGGCAAUACCAGACAUCCCCAGCUGGGUUGGAGAGGAAAUGUCCAAGCUGGAAUUUCAGCGCAAAGAGGCGUUUAAGAAGCAUGAGCGUCAGGCACAGCAGCAUUUCCAGGAGCAGCAAAGGAGGAAGCGUGAGGAGGAGGAGCGUCAGCGUCAGGCGGAUUAUCAGGCCCGGCGUGAUCGAGACGACAGCCGCUCUGACUCCUCCGGUGGAGACCACCACCACGACAAGAGCCACAGUGGCAAAUCCAGACCAGGGGGUGGUGGGGAGAAACCCAAACGUCCCAGCUCACUUCUCGGAAACAAUAAUGUCAUGAAACUGAAGCAGAUCAUCCCUCUGCAGAACAAGUUUUCUUCUGGCACAGCUCGUUCCCCGCAGUCACCCACGGGUAACGAACCCAAGCUACCGGGUUUCCUCAGUUUUAAGUUCCUAAAGUCACCUGAGAACAAAAAGGAGGCAGCGGCGGCUUCGACCAGUGUGUCGACAGCUCCUCCAGUCCAGGAGAGGGCAGAAAGGUCCCAAUCCCCUAACAAGUCCUUCAAUCCUGGGAAACUGUUCAACUUUGGGAAAUCAGAAGGAGGGGCAUGUGUAAAUGGGGGUCAGUCUUCAAAACCAGGGGAUGGGGGACAGGUGCAGGACAAGCCCACAACAAAGUCGGACCUCAAUGGGGUCCCUGAAGAAAUCCCAUCCCCUUGUGGAGAGAAUGGGGAUAAUGGGUCCUCAUACGAUGCUGAUCCUUCAGGCCCUAAGAUGUAACAAGAAAAUGAUUUUAAAAACAGUGUGAGAAACUACUUAGUAACACUGAGGGCAGGAGAGUAGGAAUGUUUUGAGGCUGUGCACGACUUGACCUGGAAGCUGUUUAGUAAAAUAAUGGGGAAUUCACUAAAAGCCCGGGUGUACUUCAUUUUCCAACUGACAAUUUUGUUCACAACUGAUCUGACUUUUAUUUUUGGAGUAAUGAAAUCGCUUGCACAUGCACUGUUGUACACACACACAAGCCCAAGAAUUGGGCUGCAAGCGUACGGUGUGCAUGGCUAAUAAUGAAAAAUAGCGUCAUGUGGACUGUUCUCAAACCAGAGCAGAACACGGAGUUUAUUUUUGGAUUUAGAAUUCACUGGGUCCACAGAUUAACGUUGUGUAUUUGCACGUGUUGCGUGCUUUGUUUUAGCAUCGAGUUCACUGAAGUGAGCGUAUCUAGAGUACUAGAGGUCGACUGAUAAUGGAUUUUACAGAUAACGAUUUAGGUUGGACCACACUGGACGAUAACCAUCCACUAGUUUUUAAAAUGGACACUGAAGGGAAAAAAAACAUAACACUCCAGCCUGGUCUCACAGCAAUUUGUAAAUCUCACAAUGUGGCUAAUUCGUACAAAAUCAUAUGAACUUACACAUACAAAUUCUUGUGAUUUGUGAUAAAUUGUACGUAUUUGAUGAGUUGUACAAUUUGUAUGAGUUUGUACGAAUUACCUAUACCUAACCCGCCCCAAACCCUACUAGACAAAUCGUUCAAAAUCAUACUAAUAAAGCCGUAUGAAUUCAUAUGAAUUAGCCACCUCGUACAAUACUUAAUUAAAUACUUAACCAAUACUUGGUCGUGAGAUGACAGCAUUGAACACUCCAAUAAAAUUGUGCAGAUCUUUCUAAAAGAAAAAAAACACUGUACUGAACAAUGAAAAUAUACUGUACUUUUUAAAUUAUAUAUUAAAAAACAACGAUUUGGGUCAAAUAUAAUGUAGUUUAAUGGGAAAUCCCCUUUAUAAUUUGGAUUUAAAUGUGUUGUUUAUAUGUUGGCUGCAUGAACAUCAAUUUGAAUUCUUACUGUACGUCAGUAGCUUUAAAUAUGCAACUUUGCUGAAUAAAUAAUAAAUAAAAGUGACCGGAUAUAAACUAAUAGAAAUCGUGACAUUAAACAUUUGGGUCAGACAUUUCAUCACCAAAUAGUAAGCGCGUACUGUAUACGCACCGUCCAAUUUUUGCAGUCAUACGUACAAUGUCCCGGGCCGUUGUUUCACAGAAAAUGAAACUGAAGAGACAGAACAAUAACAACAACAACAACAAACUAUGAAGACUAUAACAACAAAACACCCGCACUGACAAGCGCUUGUGUGAGAGGGUUAUGACACAACCCUGGAAAAACGAUGGAUUUAUGCCAGUAACCGAUUAUUCCAGCAAUCGUGUAUCUAUGCCGAUUAAUCUGUAAAACAAUCAAUCAGUCGACCUCUAGUAGUGCUGAGGAUGCUUGCACCUUAUUCCCGAUAAACGCUGACAGAUAGCGAGCGAUAAAAUGUUUAAUUCUUUAAAAAUUAAAAAAAUUGCUUGCUCCUGGAAACGUACACAAACAUCCAUUUUAAAUACAAGUCCAUUUUCCGAAAGUGUUAAUCUAGCACGUUUUAUAAUGCAAUUCAUUUGCAUAUAAAGUAAGAUGACAAGAACGUUUGCGUAGUUUAAAUACGCAUGGCGCAGUGCAAUAUCGGCGCAUAUAACACCUGGCUUAAUUGGAUUGCAGCUGGUAAAUGAUGCAUGGUUUCGCGCGCGGAAAUGAUACACAUUACAGUGGUGCCACUGUUUAGUGAAUUCACCCCAUAUUGGUCAAUGUUUUGGCUAUAUUUCAGAAAAGACCCCCCCCCACCCCCCACACACACAAACACUUAUACACACACACAUUGCCUUUUCUGCAAUCCAAUUAGGAAUACAUGAGCUGCAUUUCUGACGGCUUUUAAAGGGCAAUGUUUAAUUACUAGUCUGAUAAUUGUAACAUUUUAUUGGGUUGCCGAAAAAAAAAAAAAAAAAAUUACCAAACAAUUUAUACCAGUCACACAGUACGACCAUCAAAAUACCAUAACAACUAUAAUCUCACAAGCAGCAGUUCCAAAUAUGGUUAAUGAAAACUUUUGUAUGUGUUUAAAACAGCUGGUUUAGUAGAGCAAUAGCAACUUUACAAGCAAAAACUACUGGUGAUUUAGUAAGUCCAUGCUGAAUAAAAGGCUCCAAAUGGCAAUAUUCUCUUAUGAAUUCAUAAGUGGAAAUCAAUAAUGAAAACUGCAAUGAAACAAACGCAAAGAGGUGUGUGAUGUUGAUUAUUUAUUUGUCUGAAAUUCAUUUAUCCGUUACACACUUUUGUGAAGCGCUGUACACAAAGGCAGCAGGAGGGGCAGGAUAGAUAGUCUUCUCCUGAAGUUGAUGGUCAUUGUGUUUGCAUUGCCACCAAUAACCAUAUCAUGGCUCUGAAACUUCAAGCUGAUAUAUUACAUACGGCCUUUAACCCUUUGUAUCUGCAUCACAUCAGAUUGGAAACUACCCUAAACUUAGCAAGAUAGUGUAUAAACCACAGGAAAACAGAUGAAGAGACAUUUCAUACUUCUCCAGUCAAACAUUUGGACAUACUGACAAACUUUGUCAUAAAAAAAGGCUUCUGCUUUAAUACUUCAAAUAAGUUUUGCAGACAUUUUUAUUUACAUAUUUUUAUUAUUAUAUUUUUCUAUAUAAAACUAACAUUUUUUAUAAAAACAAGAAAAAAGCUUACUUUGAAGGAGCUUAAAUAUAAGAUCAUUUUGUUAACAUUUUUGGUUGUUAUUGGUAAUUAUAAUGUAUUAUGUAUAUAAAUUUUACAUAUAUUUCAGGUAUUUCCAUUUGUAUUUUUUCUUAUUAUUUACACUUUUCAAAUGUGUUUCCAAACUGUUGACUGGUAGCAUAUGAUAUUAAUUAUGAUAAUGAUUUAAUAGUUAAAUAUUAAUGAGUCAUUAUCCUGCAAGCCAAUGUAAACAGCCUCAUUACAUAUGAAAAUGCUGAAUUUUAUUUGUAUUAAUGCACUACUGAAAUAAUCCAGUCACUACUAUUAAUCUACUUGUUGCCAACUUUAAUUUAUUCAUCCCUACCUAAUACCAAGUUUUUUUUUUUUUACUGAAGCAAAAUUAAUAUUUGCCUCCUCUUUGCACAUUAUUUUAGUGUACGUAUUGUGUUUGUGUACAGCUGCUAAGCACGUGCUUGGGAUUGUAAAUGUGAAGGAAGCCGUAAAUGUCUCUGUCUUUAGAGGCUGUUUUUUGUAUUUGUGUUUUUCAUAGAAAGUUUGUCCUGAGCAACUAUGGGAGGGUCUUAUCUUAACACAAUGUGCUCAGUUGUUGCUAUCAAAACCCAUUACAGAAGCCAGAGUGUCACAGUCACACCCUAUAAAGGGUUUCUAUGAAGCAUUCGAAUCAGUGUAAAGCUGUUUAUAUUCCAGUGUAAGGUCAUGAAGGAACGAGAGGUGCCUCGAGUGAUCGAUUAUUACAUUUUUACUUCUAGCUUUCAUAGAAAACAAAACAAACUAUGCAUUUAGCUCUUUAUUUGCUUGACAUGAUUUGCACAACAGAAGUUGUUGCAUUAAUAUUUUGGCCUGAAUGGUAAUUUGAAUCUGUUUUAUGUUCUGAAUUUGUUUAGUACAUGUUUACCAAGACAUUAAUUAUGGUUAUAUGCCAGUUUUCAGUUGUUGUUGAUUUUGUUUUUAAAUUUCAUUGAAAAUUCAUGCAUUACUACAACAAUAUACUUCCUUUUGGUCUAAAAUAUUUUUUAACCAAAUAUGAAUUGGUUUUCUCAAAACAACUGAAACUAAAAGAUUUUAUUAUAUUCUUAUAUACAAUAUGCAUUGCAUCGCAUAUGCAAAAAUUGGAUUUGGUUAUAACAUUGCAGCAUUUAUAAUCUAGGAAGGAAGUAUCUGUCACCUAAAACAGUAUUUUGUUUUCUUCACUCUUUUAUUUGGUCUGAUAUUCCUUUGAUAGAGUAACUCAGGUCCACCGAUUGAUGGACUGUAAGAAUGUUUUUAAUUAUAGAUGAGUAGAAAAAGUCAAUAGUUGGUGAGGAAUUGGAAGUAAGAGGCAUUUUUCGGUUGAACUGAACUCCGUGAACCGUGAGGCUGCUGCAGUGUUUCAGUAUCUGUCCACAUCAUCUCAGAUCAUCUGCUCUGGCCUCAUAACAUUCAUGUUUCUGUUAAUGUUUAAUUGAAUGAUUUGAGUAGUUAAGCUACCAAUAGCUGCAAGUAUAAUGAGGCUGCACUGGGUUGUUAUCGAAGAACUGGAAAACUUGAGAAGAAACUUUACAUUGGGUUGAACUGUGAAAUAUGAAGUGAUUGUGAUGAGGCAACCUCACAAACCUAUCAUGAGCUCUUCCAAUGUUCCACUGUAAAACUGUUCUUUAUUAAAAAAUAAAAAACAACAUUAGGGAAUGGGAUUAUUUAUUUAUUUUAUUUUGUCAUAUUUUUGUAAAAUUUGAAAUGGGAUAAUAAACAGAUUUAAUUUUAUUGUU
Molecule: messenger RNA, 8008 nt
Organism: Carassius gibelio (silver crucian carp)
Lineage: Eukaryota; Metazoa; Chordata; Actinopteri; Cypriniformes; Cyprinidae
Product: anoctamin-8
Exons: 17
Coding region: 231-3488 (1085 amino acids)
Biological process (GO): chloride transmembrane transport
Cellular component (GO): plasma membrane
Molecular function (GO): chloride channel activity
Source: RefSeq, a predicted model, not a curated record